AUGGGGAAAUUCCUGCUCUCUUUGGCUGUGCUGGGCUUCAUCGCCCUGGCAGCGGCACACACGAAUCCCUGGGAACAGCAGCCUCCGGCUCCUAUUACGGUUAAGGUGCCAGUGGCAGUUCCUGUACCCGUUCCUGUACCUGUACCUGUUCCCACUCCCGUGAAGACUUCGGAACAGGGUGGUGGAGGUGGAAGCGGCGGAGGCGGCGGUGGUGGUGGUGGAGCCGGUGGCACUUGCCCCAAGCCAUCUGGUGAAACGCUGCGGUGCCUGCGGGAGUGGGCCUGUCAGUACGUCAUUCGGCUGGAUCUGCGCUGCCUCCUCAACUUGAAUGGAAACCCCUUGCUGGGCAAUCUCAUUUCCCUGCCAGGACUCACCGGCGGCGGCGGCGGUGGCACCGGAGGAGGCACCGGAGGUGGCAUUUUGGGCAGUUUACUGGGUUGAAGCAGCUGGAAAUGUGUGCACAUUUUACCCAAUAAAAUGGAA
This is a messenger RNA of Drosophila obscura, 483 nucleotides long. Its product is annotated as RNA-binding protein cabeza. The transcript has 4 exons. The coding region runs from base 1 to 441 and encodes 146 amino acids. NCBI's taxonomy places the organism in Eukaryota, Metazoa, Arthropoda, Insecta, Diptera, Drosophilidae. The record is from RefSeq and is a predicted model, not a curated record.